Messenger RNA from Candoia aspera, 4473 nucleotides. It is a transcript of the gene EGFLAM, whose product is annotated as EGF like, fibronectin type III and laminin G domains. Gene Ontology annotation, molecular function: calcium ion binding; protein binding. The transcript is spliced from 23 exons. NCBI's taxonomy places the organism in Eukaryota, Metazoa, Chordata, Lepidosauria, Squamata, Candoiidae. The record is from RefSeq and is a predicted model, not a curated record. Bases 96 to 3197 code for a protein of 1033 amino acids.
CAACCUUUAACACGCUCCAAGUCAACUUGCCCAAACUUUGAUUAAAAUAAUAUUGGCGGGGUUGAGGGGCCGUCCGACCUGAGCCAAGAGAAAGAAUGAAAAUGGAUUUACACUAUCGACGUGGCCGCAGCUGCCCCCGCCUGGCGCUACUCGUAUUGGUUUGUUGCGUCGGACGUCUAAGCGCCAACCGGAGAAAUAUCCCGCGGCGACAAGAUAGGCUGGGGCCUCCUGUGGACAUAGCACUGGAUUCUUUGAACUGCACAGCACUUAGUAUUCAAUGGAGAAUGCCUCGGCAGCAUGCAAAUACCAUCACAGGGUACACUGUGUUUUACACCGAGGUCAAGGCUGGCAAACCAAUUAGGCAACAGUCCCAUGAUGUGCCUCUCAGUUUGGAUAUGCUCGGUAUGGGUCAGAUGGAUGGGCAAGCAAUUUUUGAAAUUGUUAUUGGAGACUUGAAGCCAGGGACUCUGCAUCGUGUAAGUGUAGGAGCUUAUGGCUGGGCAGGAAGAGGUAGAGCCAGCAUGCCUAGAAAUGUAACAACUUUAUCACAAGAUAAAUGUAUGCCUCCAGAUCCACCUAAUCAGCCUCAAGUCAUCGUUGUUUCCAACUCAGAAGUUGCUUUGUCAUGGAAACCAGGACCAAGUGAAGGAAGUUCUCCAAUUGAGUACUACACAGUGGAAUUUAUCAGACCCGAUUUUGAAACCAAUUGGACAGCAAUUAGAGAGCAGAUCCAGAUGGGCUCCAUGGUCCUGAAGGGGCUAACUCCAAACAACAAGUACCAGUUUGCCAUCCGAGCUACAAAUUCAUAUGGAUCCAGCCUGCCAAGCAUUCCCAGUGAUACAGUCAGGAUGUUCCACCCAGAAGAGUUAGGAAGUGGAAGCUAUGGACAUCGAUACAUCACUGAGUCUGGAAACGGUGAUGAUGAUGGAAUUGACAUCGAUGAUUCAGAUUAUGACAUUUAUAUUGAUGAGCUCAAACCACUUCCUGCUAUCAAAGGAGGCAAUACAAAGUUUUUGGUUGAAACCAAGAUAAUACAAGGGUCUAAUGCAGAACACCUUUCUAAGCUGCUUUCACCUACUACAUAUCCUAUCAGUUCUAUUGCAACAACGAUGCUCCUGCCACGCACUACUAUCACUUCCAGCAUUACUGCUAAGGCCAUCAGGAGGAACAGCGGGACUUCGGUUGUACGACAAUCUGAUCAGUCCUGUGAUGAAACCAUCUGCUCUACCAACAGCUUUUGCAUCAAUGAUUAUGAGCGGAGUGGCUCUCGUUGCCAUUGCAACCUUGGCAAAGGAGGGGAGAGUUGCUCAGAAGAUGUUAAUAUUCAAUAUCCUCAAUUCUUUGGGUAUUCCUAUAUCUCCUUUGAACCUCUUAAGAAUUCCUAUCAGACUUUCCAAAUUACUGUUGAAUUUAUGGCAGAAGCAGAGGAUGGCUUGCUUCUGUACUGUGGAGAGAAUGAGCAAGGGCGUGGUGAUUUCAUGUCACUGGCAAUCAUCGGGCAAAACAUUCAGUUCAGGUUCAACUGUGGAACUGGAAUUGCAACAAUUACAAGCAAGGACAAAAUUAAACUGGGCAGUUGGCACAGCGUGACUGUAUUUAGAGAUGGAGUGGAUGGAUGGCUUAGUUUGGAUAACAGUCCUCCAGUUUCUGGUAAAUCUCAGGGUCAAUAUAGCAAAAUCACUUUUCGGACUCCAUUUUAUCUUGGUGGUGCUCCUACUGCCUAUUGGCUCGUGAGGUCUGCAGGAAUCAAUCAUGGCUUUCAAGGGUGUGUUCAAUCACUCAUUAUUAAUGGAAAGACCAUUGACAUGCGGCCCUGGCCUCUGGGAAAAGGCCUUAGUGGGGCAGAUGUUGGUGAAUGUAGCAGUGGGAUUUGUGAUGAGGCUUCCUGCAUUAAUGGUGGUACCUGCAUGGCAAGCAAAGCAGAUCGAUACGUCUGCCUUUGCCCGCUUGGAUUUAAAGGUCGCCACUGUGAAGAAGCUUUCACCCUCAUCAUACCUCAAUUCAACGAGACAUUGAAAUCCCUUGCUGUUACCCCCUGGCCAUUAGAACCACUGAGCUAUCUUUCUUUCAUGGAGUUUGAGAUCACAUUUCGUCCAGAUGCAGCCAACGGUGUCCUGUUGUAUAGUUAUGAUACAGACAGCAAAGACUUCCUGUCCAUUUGCAUUGUGGACAGCUAUAUGGAAUUCAGGUUUGACUGUGGCUCAGGAACUGCUAUUAUCAGGAGUGAAGAUCCCAUCAAACUGAACCAGUGGCAUGAGCUCAAAGUGUCACGCACAGCAAAAAAUGGCAUUUUGCAGGUUGAUCAGCAAACCCCAGUAGAAGGAAUGGCAGAGGGAGCUUUCACACAGAUUAAAUGUAAUCCUGAGAUCUUUGUAGGUGGAGUACCAAGUUAUGACGACAUGAAAAAGAACUCCGGUGUUCUGAAACCAUUCUCUGGAAGUAUUCAGAAGAUAGUUCUGAAUGACCGGACGAUAGACAUGAAGCAGGAUUUCACAGCUGGAAUCAACUUAGGGAACGCAGUCCAUCCCUGUGUGAGUGCCCCCUGUGACAACGGGGGUUCCUGUGUGCCCAAGAAAGAUGGGUAUGAAUGUGAUUGCCCUUUAGGUUUUGAAGGGCAAAACUGCCAGAAAGCUGUGAUGGAAGCCAUUGAAAUUCCACAGUUCAUUGGUCGCAGCUACCUUACAUAUGACAGUCCAGACAUCCUUAAAAGAGUGUCAGGAUCAAGAACAAAUGUGUUUAUGAGGUUUAAGACUACAUUGAUGGAUGGUCUAUUGUUAUGGAGAGGUGACAGCCCAAUGCGAUCCAACAGUGACUUCAUCUCCCUUGGUCUUCAAGAUGGUUCCUUGGUCUUUAGCUACAAUCUGGGCAGUGGCAUUGCUUAUAUAAUAGUGAAUGGCUCUUUCAAUGAUGGCAGGUGGCACAGAGUUAAGGCAGUUCGGGAUGGACAAUCCGGGAAGAUAACAGUGGAUGAUUAUGGUGCCAGAACUGGAAAAUCUCCUGGAAUGAUGAGGCAGUUGAACAUCAAUGGGGAUUUAUAUGUUGGGGGAAUGAAAGAAAUAGCGCUGCAUACAAACAGACAGUAUAUGAGAGGUCUGGUAGGUUGCAUUUCCCACUUCACACUUUCUACAGAUUUUCAUAUUUCACUAGUUGAAGAUGCAGCGAAUGGGAAGAACAUUAACACUUGCGGGACAAAGUAAUAGACAGAAAUCUGUCACACAGAAGAUACCGUUGUGUAGCAGCAGCAACAAACGGACUGAUCUUGCACAGUGAGGACUUCUCCCACGAAACACCUGGAAGAACGAAUCAGAAGUGAAGUGAAAGCAAAACAAAAGGGACCAUUUGCCAUUCUCUUUUCCUUUGGAUGUUGUGCUCUUUCAGUCAUGCCGAAUGCUUUGAUAGGGAGCAUCACAACGAUUACUAUUUUAAUUACAGGACAAUCCAGCCAAAUCCCAGCCCUGCUACAUACGGCUGGUGCUUUUCUUGCUGUGCCCCAUACAUAAAACGUACAGCUCUGGCAGAUCUAUCUAUCAGGCACAUCUGGUUCAUAAGUGAAUGGCAUUUGCAGGGGACAGUUCACCCCCUGAAUAAGAAAUGGCUCAGAUCUGCAGCAGCUUGCACUGUUUAUUUUGUUUAUUUGUUAGAUUUCUAUUUUGCCUUUCCUCAAAAGCUCGAGGAGGCACAGCACAGGCCUCCUUCCUCCAGUUUUUCCCCGCUCUGUGAGGUAGGUUGGGCUUAGAGAGAGUGACAAGCCCAAGUCGCCAGUGGGUCUCUGGCUGAGGGGGGACCUGGACCUGUUCCCUCUGGUCCUAGUCCAAGACUUUCACCAUUAAGCCAUUCUGGCCCUAGUUAUGGAGCCCAGGGCUUCUGAGGGUGGGAACAGCUCCUGCCUUAUCCACUGUGCUUUAUCACAGAACAAAUUCUAAGGUCACCAUUUAUGUUUUCCACAGCUGCUCAUUUUUUGGCUCUGCCCCUCAGUUCUUCUCCUUUAGAAACAGCGUGAGGACUGGCUCGUCCAAAUUAGAGGGUAAAGCAGUGGUAAUUAAGGGUUAAUACUACCAGCAACCACAGCUGUAGGGUAGUUUGAUCUAAAAGAGCUGCUCCAUAAAUACAGUAGAUGCCCACUUCUUUGAAUGCGGUGCUAAAGCCGGAACCACUGGUCCAGCUUAACUGUCACCUACCUUUAUUAAUGGGGUGGCGGUGAAGUCCAUCAGCAGAGCACAUGGUUAGUUUCUGGACUGUUCAGCAGCAAGACCCCUAGGACUAUGCAUGAAAAAAAAAACACGGUCUUUCCCUAUGGCUCAGGCCAUAAGGAAAAAUGGGAAAUUGCUUUCUCCUUUAUUAUGCAGCCCAGGCCCACAAGCUAGAUGGGGUUGUGGUCCACGCUAGGUGCUACCUGCCUCGCAACUAGCAGAAAAUUUAGAUGAGUUGGUUUUUAAUAAGUUUUGAAAGUAUUAAAGUUUGUUUAGUUUAGAA